Trichomycterus rosablanca is the source of this 2912-nucleotide messenger RNA. It is a transcript of the gene palm1b, whose product is annotated as paralemmin 1b. Gene Ontology annotation, cellular component: membrane. The record is from RefSeq and is a predicted model, not a curated record. Bases 232 to 987 code for a protein of 251 amino acids. Lineage: Eukaryota; Metazoa; Chordata; Actinopteri; Siluriformes; Trichomycteridae. The transcript is spliced from 7 exons. Gene Ontology annotation, biological process: regulation of cell shape.
UCCCCGUAACACACACACACACACUCACACACACUCACACACACACACACUCCAUCCUACACAUGCACACCGCACACACUCACACACGCGGUGUUUUGUGGGAUUAGAACAGAAUCAGUUGGGUGUUUUCAGGGAUUGGCGCGCCGGUGGUUCAGAUCCAGAGACUCGGGUUCGGGAUUUUCUCUGAUUUGAAGGGCAGGAGCGGGAGGAGGAACCGCCAUACUGACCGAGAUGUCGGAGGCUCUGACGCAGCAGGAGCGACUGCAGGCCAUCGCUGAGAAGAGGAAGAAGCAGGCUGAAAUUGAGAACAAGAGGAGACAGCUGGAGGAUGAACGCAGACAACUCCAACAUCUGAAGUCCAAGUCUCUGAGGGAGCGCUGGUUGUUGGAUGGAGCGCCAUCCAGUGGAGAGAAUGAGUUCCAGAAACAGCUGCAUGAGGACGAGAUCAAAACCAGAAUACUGGAGCACACCGUUCUCAGGUUGGAGCAGGAGAUCGAGGAGCUCGAGACAGGAGUUCCCGCAUCUAAACCCAGCACAGAUAAACAAAACACGCCUGAUGGUCCUGGAAAACUGGAGAACGGUGUCCAUAAAAACAAUGCCGAGAACAAAAACAGCACCAGGAGGCAGCUGACGGGCAUCGAGGCCAAGCUGGAGUGCCCAAACCUGGACUCGAAGGCCAUCGAGAACGCCAGCGCGGACCACCCGGUCACCAUGGUGUUCAUGGGCUACAAAAACGUGGAGGACGAGGACGAGACCAAGAAAGUCCUGGGCAUCGAGGACGAGGUGAAGGCCGAGUUCGUCGUCAUUGCCGACGGAGAGAGUAAAGGAGUGACGGAGGACGGACAGAACGAGGAGACGGCGCCUUCCAACGGUGCCACCUCCACUCCUGAGGAAAAGAAUCGGGACGAGGCCGGAAACGGGGGCGAGGCCAAAAAGGACGAGGCGAAGAAAGAGAAACAGCCGUGCAAGUGCUGCACCAUCAUGUGAGCGCGGUAAAACAAACUUACAAACCGACAGUGAAACCACCGGCAUGUGAUGAACUCCAUCGUACGAGUUAAUUCAGCUCCAGUGCUCCACUGGCUCUAUAUUAUAUAUAUACGUUAUAUAUACGUUAUAUAUACGUUAUAUUAUUAAUAUAUUAUUAUUAUCACAGCUGUCAGAUUCAUUACUUUGCUUCUUUUUAGACCCUUAAACCAGAGAUUCGCACUCUUAUACACAAAGAGCUGCAGGAUUUAUUACAAACCAGACGGGAGCUUCACCUGAUCUUGUAACGGGGUGGGGCAUGCACAAGCGGCACCCCAUACCUCUGCACCAACUCAGUGUGGGUCCAAGUGUGGGACCCGCUCCAGAAAGUGUUGAAAAUGUGAUGGCCAAAAAGUUUGGUGAUGCCAGCUGGGUUUCCAGGAAAAGAUAAAAGAUUGACCAGGUUGGACCCACACUGAGGGCAGCACAGUUCCAUGAGAAAGCAGGAGACCCUCUGGAAGAAACCUUAACAAAUAGAAACACCUCCACCAGAAGCAGAUUAACACUCAACAAGGUGACAACAGCUGACUGUCAGUUAAGUGGAACCGACACGUCAAUCAGCUGCACCUCCAUGCUCUCUCUGCUGGCCAUAUUUGGCUAGGCAGAGGGACGUGAUUCCAUAACAAAAUCAGUUUGCGUUAUCACUUGGUCCUGGUUUUCAGGUUAAACUUCUGCAUGGUCCACAUGAAGACCUGCAGCCACUGUGGCUCUUUGUGGAUAAAAGUGAGAAGCAAUAAAUUAAUACAUUAAAAUAAAAUUAAACUGUUUAGCACUGUAGCAUCUACAGAAUCAUCUCAAUACCCCAAUAAACAGUAAAAACUACUGAGAAAAGUAGUGUACUGAAUGAAGUCCCAAAAAUUAAUGCUGAGCUCCAGCGAUGUGGGCCAACCAGACUACAGUAAACAGCUAGUUUAUUUAAAUAAAUAUUCUGCCCUCAUAUAAAAGUGUUCAAAGUGUUUCUGACAGCACUAUAUAUUAUAUAUAACAUUAUAGAUACCAUAUUGUAGAAUAAAAUCCGGGAAUAUCUGCAGUGUAAUCAAUCAGAACAGAAAUGAUUAGAAGUACUGACGUUAAUAUGCUAAUCAUAUAAUAAGAUGUACCUGCAGUAAUAACAGUAAUGAUGUCAUUACGGUUACCAUUACAAACGCUGACAUCCAAAAUGAUGUCAUUAAUGAUCAUUACUACCAUGUGACAACGUUGAUGAUGUCAAUAUGGUUACAGUAAGAACUUAGGGAUUUCGUUCCUUAUUUGGUGCCCCGUGUGAGGACAUGAACAUAAUAAUAGCACAAACGUUUCAGCUCUUGUAUUUACACUGCAGGUACUUCCUGUAUACUCAUGUAUUUGUAUGUAUGUACCAGAUCUUACUGUCCAGUAUGAACUUCUUUUUUAUUUCUAUUACUAUUUUUCUAUAUUUCCGUCUUGACAUUUCUAUAUAUAUUCUAUUCUAUUCUAUUCUAUUCUAUUCUAUUCUAUAUAAGUCUAUAUUUUCAUGAUGUAAUGCUCUAAUGAAGUGCUGGUGAGAGACAGCGGGACAGUGUUGUUCAGUGUUGUUUCACCUGUUUGAUUUUAAAUGAAGUAUGAAGGAGAUCUCGGUAUAAAUAUGAAUAUUUCGUAAAUAUUUCUCACUGUUCUGACUGUAACGUUUUUAAUGGAUAUUACUUUAUCUAUCAGAUUAUAUAACAGAGUUGUUAAGCUUUUAUAAUGUACACAUUGUGUGUUUUGUUCUGUGUUGGUUCAUCUCAGAUCACUGUGAGGACUGUUUGUACACACGUGUGCGUUACGUCAUGGUAGAAAAUAUAUAUAUGUGUAUAUUUAAGUGUAUAUUUAGGAAUGUUUCAAUAAUGAGGUUUACGAUAGAUGAAAUAAAAGGUCGUCUGAUGUUCAACACA